Colossoma macropomum (tambaqui) is the source of this 656-nucleotide messenger RNA. Its product is annotated as prefoldin subunit 2-like. The coding region runs from base 50 to 541 and encodes 163 amino acids. Gene Ontology annotation, biological process: protein folding. The record is from RefSeq and is a predicted model, not a curated record. NCBI's taxonomy places the organism in Eukaryota, Metazoa, Chordata, Actinopteri, Characiformes, Serrasalmidae. The transcript has 4 exons. Gene Ontology annotation, molecular function: protein folding chaperone. Gene Ontology annotation, cellular component: cytoplasm; prefoldin complex.
AAGCGGGCGGAUUGGUGAAGAAGAGGAAGAAAUUGUCACGUGUCUGAAAAUGGCAGACGCCAACAACAGUGAUGGGAGGAAAGAUGCUAACAGUAAACCGAGCAGCUCCGGAGGAAAACAGCCUGGUCUCUCAGCAGAGCAGGUUGUUGCAGGUUUCCAGCGGCUGCGUCAGGAGCAGCGCAGUAUGGCCACGAAAGCAGCGGAGCUGGAGAUGGAGAUCAGUGAACACAGUCUCGUAAUUGAUGCACUAAAAGAAGUUGACCCAUCACGAAAGUGUUACCGGUUGAUUGGAGGUGUACUGGUAGAGCGCACGGUCAGUGAAGUCCUCCCAGCCCUGGAGAAUAACAAAGAACAGAUCUCCAAGAUUGUGGACUCACUUGGGACACAGAUGCAGACAAAGGGGAAAGAGCUGAAUGAAUAUCGAGAACGAUACAACAUUAGGAUAGUGGGAGAGGAUGAGGCAGCGGGGAAAGCAGCCGUAGCAAAGCGAGAGAGUGAAGGAGGAGGCACCAAGGGUGGGGCAGGGGUAUUGGUGUCAUAGUAAAAUCAUUUCUAAAAUGUGUAGAUUGCCAUGGUAGCAUGUUGUUUCAUUUGUAUGUACAUUUUCAUGUAUUUUUAUUAACUGAUUAAACAGUUUAUUCACUAGAUUCAACUGC